This is a messenger RNA of Postia placenta MAD-698-R-SB12, 604 nucleotides long. RefSeq lists its product as hypothetical. Gene Ontology annotation, cellular component: nucleus; cytosol. The transcript is spliced from 4 exons. The record is from RefSeq and is a predicted model, not a curated record. Gene Ontology annotation, biological process: cellular heat acclimation. NCBI's taxonomy places the organism in Eukaryota, Fungi, Basidiomycota, Agaricomycetes, Polyporales, Adustoporiaceae. The coding region runs from base 1 to 369 and encodes 122 amino acids. Gene Ontology annotation, molecular function: transcription corepressor activity.
AUGGCGCCGUCAUCUUCUCCUGCACUGCCUCUCAAUGUGAACCCAUCGACGACGCCGUCAAGACCAACAAACACAGGGUCUUCUGGAGUCUCAACUUCCACCGCUAUUUCAACUAAAGCUGCGACCAACCCGUCAGACAUAUCCAGCCCACACGAGUUAACGGCUUAUGUCGAGUCGCUCUUAGAGCAAUUGGAUGGGAAGUUCGAUGAUAUGUCCACGCAGAUGCUCGACCGUAUGAUGCAGAUGUCUACGCGUGUAGAUGCCUUAGAAGCUGCGAUACAAGACAUAAUUAACGGCGACGGUACUACAGUGCCGCCGAGCGUCCCACAAUCUCCUGCAGUGGCCCCACGGCGCAAUGGUAGCUCGUGAUGACGAUCACGUCUCGCUUUCUCGGACAUCGCGAUACCAUAAGAUGCGAGCAACAUGUCGUUGAUUUAUCUAGUGCCUGUGCUCCGAUGGACAAACGAUAGCCGGCCGUAUCGUACUUUUCUGUAGCACACGCACACCCGUAUUUCUAGCGGAGAAGCACAAAGCUUUCUACUCAGUACCUGACCCCUCUCCAUGCUGUAUCAACGCGAUUAUCGAUCACUUACGUUGAUCAGGG